Messenger RNA from Saccostrea cuccullata (small rock oyster), 1984 nucleotides. RefSeq names its product olfactomedin-like protein 2A. The coding region runs from base 1 to 1800 and encodes 599 amino acids. The record is from RefSeq and is a predicted model, not a curated record. Gene Ontology annotation, biological process: signal transduction. The transcript is spliced from 11 exons. Lineage: Eukaryota; Metazoa; Mollusca; Bivalvia; Ostreida; Ostreidae.
AUGAAUGGAACAUCUUUUGCCAUGGUUCGUGAGAUGGAGACACAUAGGGCGCUCUUUCAUCUAAGAAUUAUAUACAUUCUAUUGUUUGUUUUGUCCGCCACCAGCAUUGCAGCACUUUGGAUUUCGUUGGAGGCUUAUACCGAACUAAAACGGUUGAAUGAGGCCAGAUGGUCGAACUUUCCCUUCAGCCAUGGCGGAAAUAACAGCGAGGAUGAGACCCAGAGAUCCAAAAGGAACAACCUGGAGCCACCGGAAAUGUACCAAGACGUCACCUUCUCCGGGCUGUCCUCAUCCUACGACUUCUACUCCUCGACCAUUGACUACAGAUUUUGCAGGAAAGUAAUCUCGGACUGUGAUCUUAGAACUCCGGUUAUUCCUGGACCUCCUGGAUCUAAAGGGGAAAAGGGAGAGCCAGGGAUCGAUGGUAAAGGAGUAAAAGGGUGUAAGGGAGAAAAAGGGGAGAAAGGGAGAAAGGGGGAAAAUGGGAGCCCUGGACCUGAGGGACCAAGAGGUUACCCCGGAUAUCCUGGUAAGCAAGGCGACGUAGGACAAAAAGGUGACCCGGGUGCUACCGGUCCAAAAGGAAAAAGAGGCAUCCCUGGUCGAAAAGGAGACGUGGGUUCAAGAGGAAGUAGGGGUUUCCCUGGUAAGAAAGGAGAAAUGGGAGGGACUGGAUCCAAAGGAGACCAAGGGGAUAUAGGUCCUAGGGGUGAAAGGGGUGUUUCCGGUCCUAAGGGUGAGCGUGGAGAUACCGGUGAAAAAGGCGAACGGGGAGAGAAGGGGUCACCUGGGAAAGCCUGGUCUCCAACAUCAAAUGACACGUGUCUCUGUUCCUGCACUUACAUCGCAUCCCCCACAGAGAAUUCUCUUUCAGAGGAAGAAACGACUACUGAUGUUGUGGCAUGCUCACCAUCACCCACAACAACCAGCAGUUCGACAACAACGACAACAAUUCCAACAACAACAACUAGCAGCACAACAACAACAACCGUGGCCACCACCUCAACAACUCUUGUCCCAACGACACCGAAGCCGAGGAAAAGUUAUUGUGUCAUAAAGAAAAUUGGAAUUCCGUUCUUCAAAACGAAGUCUGGGUCGUUGAAGGGAUGUUGGAUGAGAGAUCCUUUAAUGACGUCACAGAAAAUCUGGGUCACAGAGGGAGUGAGUGGACAGUAUCUCACAGAGUAUUCAUCUACAGAGGAAAGCAAGGAAACAUUCAUGUAUAACUUAACUCAGUUUAUGUACCAAGGAACGGACCAUGUAGUGUACAAUGGUACAUUUUGUUACCAUUGGAAAGGUACCCUAAAAAUAGUUUGUUAUGAUCUCCGUUUACGUGCUGUAGUAAUGGCGUUUGACGUGAUCAAUUCAAAUUACGAAGGGGAUACGACUCUGUACAAAGAUAGUAAUUCCUAUUUUGACUUGGAAGCAGAUGACAAUGGCCUGUGGCUUAUAUACACUGAGAAAAAUGACGUGGAUAAUAUAUAUGUUCUUCAUUUUUACCCUGGGACCUUAAGAGAGUACAGACGCAUAAAAGUUCCUGUGAAAGUUCAGGAGUAUGGGAAUGGAUUUAUAUCCUGUGGAAUUCUGUACCUGGUGUCGAGUUCUACAGUUCAGAGAACGACUAUCCAAUCUGCUUACGAUUCAUUCAAAAUGGAGUCUAUAUCAUUAUCUUUAAAUUUUAUUAAUCCUUAUGCAGGAACUUCUAUGAUAAGUUUCUUUUAUGAUAGAAAUCCAAGAAAUUGUAGACUAUUAGGAUGGGACAGCGGGCGCCUGAUUGAUUAUCAAAUACUGUUUCGGUGACAUGUGUAGCAAGAGAUCACUUAACAUAGUCUGUAUGUCUGUCAGUAUGAGACAACAUAUUAUUUGGUAUGAAAACAUCUGCAAAACACCAUAGUACAUGUAACUGACGUUGACAAUUUAUUUGGCUUUUUGACUAUCCUUGUGUAUCCAAUCCUUUGUGUGGGGUGGGAAAAUGGUACUUAAG